AUGAUCCGCCGUGCGCUGUUACACCCCACGACCCGCCAGGGGGGGGCCCGUGCCUCUUUGGCCCCCCUUUCAGCCCUGUGUGGGACUUCGGCCCUGCGGAGCACCCCGCGCCGGGCUUCCACCGUCGCCAUCUCCAUCCAAGGGCUGCACUACGUCGGGACGGGGCUCGCCGCAAUCGCGCUGGCCGGCGUGGGGAUGGGUAUUGGCACCAUCUUCGGCUCCCUCCUUAUCGCCUGCGCGCAGCAGCCGAACCUCACGAAGCUGCUUUUUAACUACGCCAUCCUGGGCUUCGCCCUGACAGAGGCCAUUGGCCUCUUCGCGCUGAUGUUAGCUUUUCUGAUGCUCUUCUCGUAA
Molecule: messenger RNA, 354 nt
Organism: Phytomonas sp. Hart1
Lineage: Eukaryota; Euglenozoa; Kinetoplastea; Trypanosomatida; Trypanosomatidae
Source: the annotation of a GenBank genome assembly